CAUUGCGUGCGGGCGAACGCGGGAUGUGGGCCCUGCGGGCCGCCGUCCGCCCCGGGCCCUGGCUCUCUCGCGUGGUUCGCGGCCGCGGGGCUCCGAGAGCUGCGCCGUCGCUGCCGGCGUGUCCCGAUCGCGCGCUCGCCGCCUUUGGCUCCGGGGGCCUCAAGGGGCGAGGAGGUGGAGGACGGGGCCCACGGGCUGAUGGCACGAGAAGCCGAGCGGGAGAGGAGGAGGAGGAGCCAGAAGAUGCGGAGGAGGAAGAAGAGGAGGAGGAGCUACUGAGGAGGGACCCUUUGCUGCCGGUUGGGACGCAGCGCGUGUGCCUGAUUCACCCUGAGGUCAAGCAGGGACCGGGGAAGCCGCAGCUGACCCGAGCUGAGUGGCAGGUGGCGGAGGGGGAAGCACUGGUCCACACACUGGACGGCUGGUCAGUGGCGGAGACGAUGGUGGUGCCCAGCAAUGCACCAGAUGGGAAGCUCAUCUUCGGGAAAGGGACCUUGGAGCAUCUGACAGAGAAAAUCAGAGGGUUACCAGAAAUCACGGCGGUCUUUCUGAACGUGGAGAGGCUGGCCACGCCCACCAAGAAGGAGCUGGAAGCCGCCUGGGGCGUGCAGGUGUUCGACCGAUUCACGGUUGUCCUUCACAUCUUCCGCUGCAAUGCCCGGACCAAGGAGGCGCGGCUGCAGGUGGCGCUGGCGGAGCUCCCGCUUCUCAGGUCCCACCUGAAAAGCAGCAUGGCCCGCCCAGAUGGACGAGGAGGGGGCUCACGCUACAUCAUGGGGUCAGGGGAAUCUUUCAUGCAGGUGCAACAGCGCCUCUUCAAGGAAAAGGAGAUGAAGAUUCGGAAGGCCCUGGAGAGACUGAAGAAGAAAAGGCGUCUCCUGGGGAGACAGCGGAGGCGGCAGGAGUUUCCCGUGAUCUCUGUGGUGGGAUACACAAACUGCGGAAAAACCACGUUGAUUAAGGCCCUGACAGGCGAUGACGGUGUGCAGCCUCGGGAUCAGCUGUUUGCCACACUGGACGUCACAGCCCAUGCUGGGUGGCUGCCCUCCUGCAUGGCUGUCAUUUACAUGGACACCAUCGGCUUCCUCUCCCAGCUGCCCCACAGCCUGAUUGAGUCCUUCUCCGCCACCCUGGAAGACAUGGCUCAUUCAGAUCUGAUCGUCCACGUGAGAGAUGUGAGCCACCCCGAGACGGAGCUACAGAAAGCCAGCGUUCUGUCUGCCCUGCACGGCCUGUGCCUGCCCGCCCCGCUCCUGGAUUCCAUGCUGGAAGUUCAUAACAAGGUGGAUCUAGUGCCCGGGUAUAGCCCCCCAGGACCACAGGCCGUCGCCGUGUCUGCCCUCCUGGGACACGGGCUCCUGGAGCUGAAAGCCCGGCUGGAAGAUGCUGUUCUGAGAGCCACGGGGAGACAGGUCCUCACGCUCCGGGUCCGGCUGGCGGGUGCGCAGCUCAGGCGACCACGCACCCCGCCCGCCCCUGUGAAGAGCUGGACGACACCGCCGCCUCUUCCACGGGCUGGCCGUCCAUACGCGGCCACGACAUUGUCACCCGCCAGGCAGAUUCCUCUGAGAGUGCACGCCUCAAACAGAAAAGUCUCAGGAACUCGUCUUUAUAAUUUACUACACUGGGUCGGGGUUGGGGGGCACCCGGCUGGCCCAGUCGGCGAAGCGUGCGGCUCUCGAUCUCACGGUUGUAGGUUCGAGUCUCACGGUGGCUGUAGAGUUUACGUAAAAGUAAAAUCUUCAAAAAAAAUUAAAUGAAGUGUGGAAUCUUUCCUUCAUGUCCACACUGAGGAACUUAGAAUACCACAGAACUCAAAAGUUUCAUCUGGGGGCUCAAUCGGUGAAGCGUCUGCCUUCGGUCAGGUUGUGAUCUCAGGGUCCUGGGAUCGAGUCCCGCAUCGGGCUCCUUGCUCAGUGGGGAGUCUUCUCCUUCUGCCUGUGCCCCCAAUUUGUGCUCGCACUCUCUCAAAUAAAUAAAAUAUAAAAAAAGUUUCAUCCAGUCUUUUAAUUUCCAAAGCAACAGCAAACCAACAGUCGUGGCCCGGCACGCUUUUUGAACAAAGCUGUCCAUGACCAGAGGAAUGCGUUUGGUGAACCUCCCAGUUGUAAACACUCUGCCAUAUGUUGCCCAGAUUUCCUGGUCGCUUGAAUGAGGGAAACAAAAACCCACGAACACGUCGGCCUUUGUCGACCGCCCUCUGGGAUUAAACGAUCACGUGGGCCGUUCCUGACACAAAGGCAAGGUACUCGCGGAACAGCCUUAGACGCGGCGGUCCUUGUGUCAGAGGCGGUCCUUGUGUCAGACGUACGACUGACCGUGCCGCGGCCCGUCCGUGUGAUCUCCGGCGCGCUGUGCUCUGCCGAGCUGAGACAGCACCGCGUGGAGUCUCUGGCGGCCUGCGGGGUGCUCCCACGGUCUCUUCCUGCGUGGCGGGCACGCCCCUGGAUUCAUGGCACCCCCAGACCAAAAGUAGAAGCAGAUCUGGAAAAGGCCUGAUUUGACCCCAAAGACGACACAUUCCAACACGGAUUAUAGCGUCAUUUUCAAGACUAUUUCCUAAGAAGACCUAACGUCUAGGGCUCUUCCAUCGUAGGAGGAAUAUUCCAGAACACAAGAUACACAGGCAUUCCUGGAUACCCUGUUAAUGGGGAAGAGUAAUAAGAAAGUACGACUGGGAUUCAUCAUUUCGCUGAGAAUUUGAACCCGCCACCUCCAUAAACCUCAUGGGCAAAAGGAGGGACUUCGUGACCUUUGGGGUCAGGAAGCUGGAGCCCUGGGUCCCAGGAACAGAGCCAAGGCCUCCAGCACCAUGCGUGGCCUCCUCUGGAGUUUUCUAUCGGACCCCCGGGGUUUUAACUCAUGGAGGUGACUGAAGCCAGCCACCGAAAGAAAAAAUUACUCCCGUUUCCCAAGAGAAGGGCGAAGGCCCCCUGGGGCACAGGGAAAACCCAUUUUGGGGCGUCAGGCAGAAAUUCACAUGAGGCCACAGAGUUUCCACGGGAAAGGCAAGGCGGGACAAAGCACACGGGACAGGGUUGUCCAGCGUGAAUAACGGCGGCAGGCUCUGGGCGACAGGCCCCCGCCUCGGGACACUGGGCCAGCGGGAAAUCAGGCACACCUCGCCUCACUGUGCUUCCCAGAUACUGUGUGUCUUACAAGUGGAAGUUUGGCCAAGGCUGCCAGCGCCAUCUUUCCAACAGUAUCCACUCAUUUCAUGUCUCUGUGCCCCAUUUUAGUAAUUCUGGCAAUGUUUCCAGUACUUCCAUGGUGAGUAUAUCAGUUGUGCCGAUCUGUGGCCAGUGGUUAUGACUCCCUGACAGCUCAGACAACAGUUAGCAUUUUUAAGCAAUGA
Molecule: messenger RNA, 3355 nt
Organism: Ailuropoda melanoleuca (giant panda)
Lineage: Eukaryota; Metazoa; Chordata; Mammalia; Carnivora; Ursidae
Gene: GTPBP6
Product: GTP binding protein 6
Exons: 10
Coding region: 24-1760 (578 amino acids)
Cellular component (GO): cytoplasm
Molecular function (GO): ribosome binding; GTP binding
Source: RefSeq, a predicted model, not a curated record